Molecule: messenger RNA, 1467 nt
Organism: Juglans microcarpa x Juglans regia
Lineage: Eukaryota; Viridiplantae; Streptophyta; Magnoliopsida; Fagales; Juglandaceae
Product: mitochondrial uncoupling protein 5-like
Exons: 1
Coding region: 434-1420 (328 amino acids)
Biological process (GO): malate transmembrane transport; oxaloacetate transport; thiosulfate transport
Molecular function (GO): succinate transmembrane transporter activity; thiosulfate transmembrane transporter activity; oxaloacetate transmembrane transporter activity
Source: RefSeq, a predicted model, not a curated record
UGGGAGUUUGGACACCGCUACCGCGUAAGUAAGUUGACCGUUCUUGUUUCGUGAUGUUCGCGUGAAAUAACGUUCAUUUCCACCAACCUUCCUGCACUUUUUCUUUGUAUAAAUUCUCUUGCCCGCACUGUUUCGUUUCCUCACCCAAAAAACAACCUUUUUCUCUGACAGCUUAUGUCUCAGAGGCUCAACGUUCCUCACUCUUCCUCCAUAGCCUUCUCCCUCCAUUCCCAUCUGGUUUCAAGUGAGAUGAACCCCAGCUCCAACUGGUGUUUUAAUUUUCAUUAAUUGAAAGCUUUUUACUUCCAGUUCCCACCUGAUUAAUUCUCUGGAUAUUCUAAACCCAUUGUUUCAUUCUUUCAAAUCAUAGCAAAGUUCUUUCUGUUUGUUUCCCGAGGGAGAGACCAAAAAGAAAGGUUUAGCUGAUUUCAAGAUGGGUCUGACAGGUUUUGUUGAAGGAGGCAUAGCUUCAAUUGUUGCAGGCUGUGCCACCCACCCUAUGGACCUAAUCAAGGUCCGAAUGCAGCUCCAGGGCGAAACCAGCGCCCCAAAAUCGACUCCGUACCCAGCCGUUCAAACUCUCCGCCCUGCUCUAGCCUUCCGCAACACUACACUCACAGCUCCGGAAUCGAUUCGCGUGCCUGUUCCGACACCGCAAGUGGCGCGUGCGGGCCCAAUCGCCGUCGGUGUCCGUAUCCUCCAACAGGAAGGUGUCGGUGCUUUGUUCUCGGGCGUCUCCGCCACCAUCCUCCGCCAGACUCUCUACUCGACGACCCGAAUGGGCCUCUACGACAUCCUGAAAAAGAAGUGGACCGAUCCAAACUCCGGCACCUUGCCGCUCGCGAGCAAGAUAUCCGCAGGCCUCAUAGCUGGUGCAAUCGGCGCGGCGGUGGGCAACCCGGCCGACGUGGCCAUGGUCCGCAUGCAAGCCGAUGGGCGGCUCCCCUUGGCUCAGCGCCGCAACUACACGAGCGUGGUUGACGCCAUAAACCGCAUGGCACGCCAAGAAGGGAUUGCCAGCCUGUGGCGCGGUUCGUCCAUGACGAUAAACCGCGCCAUGUUGGUCACAGCCUCACAACUCGCCUCGUACGACCAGAUCAAGGAGAUGAUACUGGAAAAGGGGGUGAUGAAGGACGGGCUGGGAACCCACGUAACAGCGAGCUUCUCAGCGGGAUUCGUGGCGGCAGUGGCGUCGAACCCGGUGGACGUGAUAAAGACGAGGGUGAUGAACAUGAAGGUGGAGGCAGGGGCGGAAGCUCCGUACUCGGGCGCUCUGGACUGCGCGUUGAAGACAGUGCGCGCGGAGGGGCCAUUGGCACUGUACAAGGGGUUUGUGCCGACCAUUUCAAGACAGGGACCUUUCACUGUUGUGCUGUUUGUGACGCUCGAGCAGGUUCGCAAGCUGCUCAAGGAUUUCUGAUGACCACGAAGAUAUUUAGGAUUAAAGUUGAAUUCCAUGUUUUUCUC